UGCAGAACUCAGGAAAGGUUUUUUUAAAGUACCAAAAUGAUUGUGUGUGCCUUUAAGAGAAUUGUGCCACUGAGCCUCAUAUGAGUCUGUUGGCAUCAGCUGUCCUCAGUCCCGACUACUGGAACAAGGACAUUGUUUUGUUUUGUUUUCCACCAGUGGAGAAAUACAUUUCUUUCUCAUUAUAUUGACCAUCAUCUCAGAGCACAGAAAAGAAAAUGGAAAUACAGCCUGGACAAAAACUGAAAGGCAAUCAGGAUAAGUGGCAAGUUUUUAUUUUAAAAUGAGUUUUCCCUUUUUUUGGUAAAAAAUUAAUAUUCUUAUGUUGUAGAGACUUUACAAAGAAUUGCAUGAAGUGCAGAGCAUAAUGGAAGAUCUGUUCGUUUCUUUUCCGAUAACAUCUCUCCAACCAAGCAGUAGCAACCUCAGGAAAGUCCUCCUCACAGAGAGCAACAAUUCCCAUCCCAUUCCGGGCCUUGCACCCAACACGCUACAUAUGCGUGUCAAAGAGGGGAGCAAGAUCCACAGUAUAGUGCGUAUUGCAACAGCUCGCAUCAACGACGGGAUAAGACAGGUGGUGUUCACUGGCUCAGGCAGAGGAAUCACAAAAACAAUCACCUGCGUGGAAAUCCUGAAACGCAACAUGGUGGGGCUGCAUCAGCUGUGCAAAGUUUACUACAAGCGAACGAACCAAAACUGGGAGAAUCCACAAUGGGAAGCGUCAGCUCCAGUGGUGGAGAAAAGUGUUCCUGCUAUCUGCAUCCUGCUCUCUAUAGAUCCUUUGGAUCCACAGGAGCCCGGCUAUCAACCCCCACAAGCCCCGGGUGUUCCCCCUCAAAGUCCCGGUGGUCUGCUCAGCGUGCCUGCCAGUCCUUCUCCAAAGCACACAGCCAAGAGACUCUGUUUGGAUGGCCAGAUUGAAAGUCAUCUCUAAGCUUCCAAAUAAAAAUCUAACUUUCAACAUAUUAGGAACUAUUUUUGUAUUUUUUCACUGGCAGGCAUUUUUUCUUCCUGUUUUAAAUAAAUGUAAGUGCCUUGCUUUGUUCAAAGA
Oryzias latipes (Japanese medaka) is the source of this 1048-nucleotide messenger RNA. RefSeq names its product ribonuclease P/MRP subunit p25, a (gene rpp25a). NCBI's taxonomy places the organism in Eukaryota, Metazoa, Chordata, Actinopteri, Beloniformes, Adrianichthyidae. Gene Ontology annotation, biological process: tRNA 5'-leader removal. The record is from RefSeq and is a predicted model, not a curated record. Gene Ontology annotation, molecular function: RNA binding. Gene Ontology annotation, cellular component: ribonuclease MRP complex.